Molecule: messenger RNA, 7732 nt
Organism: Cavia porcellus (domestic guinea pig)
Lineage: Eukaryota; Metazoa; Chordata; Mammalia; Rodentia; Caviidae
Gene: Usp37
Product: ubiquitin specific peptidase 37
Exons: 26
Coding region: 413-3385 (990 amino acids)
Biological process (GO): protein deubiquitination
Cellular component (GO): cytoplasm
Molecular function (GO): cysteine-type deubiquitinase activity
Source: RefSeq, a predicted model, not a curated record
UCGCGUAGAGUGUGCGUGCGUGCGUGCGUGUUUGCGUGUGGUCACAGUUCCCGCCAUCAGCUGCUUUCCCUGUUUAGGGGAGUGAGCAAGCUUGUUCCUUGCUCCGAGUCCCUAGUUUUUUACCUUCGGCCCCUCCCCCUCCUUGCGGAUUCUGUUGCUUCCAGCAGGACUGUCAGGGGCUCCGUACCCUCAGGCACAGCUGAGUUGAUGGCUCCUGGAGAACUGACCUAGCCUGCAGAAUAUGAGUAGUUUCCCAAGAAGAGUGCAUUGCCUUUGGCACAAGGAUCAGAAUAAAGGUGAAUUGUUAUCACAUAGGGUUUUUCAGUAAAAGUCACUGAAAAAACCGGUCAGGUGAAGGUGUAUUUUUUGGUUUUUUAAAUUUGGGUAGAAGCAGUUUAUUUUUAAAGAAAAUAUGUCUCCUCUGAAGAUACAUGGACCUAUCAGAAUUCGAAGUAUGCAGACUGGAAUCACAAAGUGGAAAGAAGGAUCCUUUGAAAUUGUGGAAAAAGAGAACAAAGUCAGCCUAGUGGUUCACUACAAUACUGGAGGAAUUCCAAGGACAUUUCAGCUAAGUCAUAACAUUAAAAAUGUGGUACUUCGACCCAGUGGAGUAAAGCAAAGUCGCCUAAUGUUAACGCUACAAGAUAAUAGCUUCUUGUCUAUUGAUAAAGUACCAAGUAAGGAUGCAGAAGAAAUGAGGUUGUUUCUAGAUGCAGUUCAUCAAAACAGACUUCAUACAGCCAUGAAGCCUUCCCAAGGUUCUGGUAGUUUUGGAGCCAUUCUGGGUAACAGGCCCUCACAGAAGGAAACCAACAGGCAGCUUUCUUACUCAGAUAAUCAGGUCUCUUCAAAAAGAGGAAGUUUGGAAACUAAAGAUGAUACUCCAUUUCGAAAAGUUCUUGGUAAUCCAGGUAGAGGAUCCAUUAAGACUGUAGCAGGAAGUGGAAUAACUGUCACCCGGACAAUUCCUUCUUUGACAGCUACAUCAACACCUCUUAGAUCAGGGUUACUAGAAAACCGCACUGAAAAGAGGAAAAGAAUGCUGUCAUCUGGCUCAGAGCUGAAUGAAGAUUACCCUAAGGAAAAUGACUCAUCAUCGAACAACAAAGUUAUGACAGAUCCCUCAAGAAAGUAUUUAAUCAGCAGUAGAGAAAAGCAGUUGAGUUUGAAACAGUCUGAAGAAAAUCGGACAUCAGGGAUGGAACUCAAGACUUGCGCUUGGCCAGGGCUUUUACCUUUGCAGUCAUCAUCAUUUUAUGGAAGCAGAGCUGGAUCCAAGGAUUAUUCAUCUAGUGUCAAUAACCUAGAUAGGACUAAUGUUUCAAGCCAAACACCCUCUGCCAAAAGAAGUUUGGGAUUUCUUCCUCAGCCAGUUCCUCUUUCUGUUAAAAAACUUCGAUGUAACCAGGAUUAUACUGGCUGGAACAAACCAAGAGUGCCCCUUUCUUCUCAUCAACAGCAGCAACUACAAGGGUUCUCCAAUUUGGGAAAUACGUGCUAUAUGAAUGCUAUUUUACAAUCUCUGUUUUCACUCCAGUCGUUUGCAAAUGACUUACUUAAACAAGGUAUCCCCUGGAAGAAAAUUCCACUCAAUGCACUUAUCAGGCGUUUUGCACACUUGCUUGUUAAAAAAGAUAUCUGUAAUUCAGAGACCAAAAAAGAUUUACUCAAGAAGGUUAAAAAUGCCAUUUCAGCUACAGCAGAGAGAUUCUCUGGUUAUAUGCAGAAUGAUGCUCAUGAAUUUUUAAGUCAGUGUUUAGACCAGCUAAAAGAGGAUAUGGAAAAAUUAAAUAAAACUUGGAAGACUGAACCUACUCCUGGAGAAGAAAAUUCACCAGAUAUUUCAGCUACUAGAGUAUACACUUGCCCUGUUAUUACUAAUUUGGAGUUUGAAGUUCAGCACUCCAUUAUUUGUAAAGCAUGUGGAGAGACUAUCCCCAAAAGAGAACAGUUUAAUGACCUCUCCAUCGACCUUCCUCGUAGGAAAAAGCCACUCCCUCCACGCUCAAUUCAAGAUUCUCUUGAUCUUUUCUUUAGGGCAGAAGAACUUGAGUAUUCUUGUGAAAAAUGUGGUGGAAAGUGUGCUCUUGUCAGACACAAAUUCAACAGGCUUCCCAGGGUCCUCAUUCUUCAUUUAAAACGAUACAGCUUCAAUGUGACUCUCUCACUUAACAAUAAGAUUGGGCAGCAAGUCAUCAUUCCAAGAUACCUGACCCUGUCAUCUCAUUGCACUGAAAAUACAAAACCACCUUUCACUCUUGGCUGGACUGCACAUGCAACAAUUUCUAGACCAUUGAAAGCCUCUCAAAUGGUGAAUUCCUGCAUCACCAGCCCUUCUACACCUUCAAAGAAAUUCACCUUCAAAUCGAAGAGCUCCUUAUCUUUGUGUAUUGAUUCAGAUAGUGAGGAUGAGCUAAAACGCUCUGUGGCUGUUAGCCAGCGACUUUGUGAAAUGUCCAGCAGUGAACAGCAACAGGAAGACCUGGAGAAAGAUUCAAAAUUACGCAGAAUUGAGCCUGAUAAGUCUGAAUUGGAAAACUCGGGAUUUGACAGAAUGAAUGAAGAAGAGCUUCUAGCAGCUGUCUUAGAGAUCAGUAAGAGAGAAGCUUCCCCAACCCUCUGUCAUGAAGAUGAUAAACCAACCAGCAGCCCAGAUACAGGAUUUGCAGAUGAUGAUAUUCAAGAAAUGUCUGAAAAUUCAGACCCUGUGGAAGCUGAGAAGCCCAGAACAGUCACAGAGCCAGAUCCUGCCAGUUUUACUGAGAUAGCAAAAGACUGUGAUGAGAAUAAGGAAAACAAAACUCCAGAAGGAUCUCAGGGAGAGAUUGAUUGGCUCCAACAGUAUGAUAUGGAGCCUGAAAGGGAAGAACAAGAGCUUCAGCAAGCAUUGGCCCAGAGCCUGCAGGAGCAAGAAGCCUGGGAACAGAAAGAAGAUGAUGACCUCAAAAGAGCUACAGAAUUGAGUCUUCAAGAGUUUAACAACUCUUUUCUGGAUGCGUUGGGCUCAGAUGAAGAUUCUGGAAAUGAGGACAUUUUUGAUAUGGAAUACACAGAAGCUGAAGCUGAGGAACUGAAAAGAAAUGCAGAGACAGGAACUCUCCCUCAUUCCUAUCGGCUCAUCAGUGUGGUCAGUCACAUUGGCAGCACCUCUUCUUCAGGUCACUACAUUAGUGAUGUGUAUGACAUUAAGAAGCAGGCGUGGUUUACUUACAAUGAUCUGGAAGUAUCUAAAAUCCAAGAGACUGUGGUGCAGACUGACCGAGAUCGGAGUGGUUACAUCUUCUUUUAUAUGCACAAGGAGAUCUUUGAUGAGCUGCUAGAAACAGAAAAGAACUCUCAGGCACUCAGCAUGGAAACAGGGAAGACUGCCCAACCGACCUCGUGAGGAAGUCUGGGUUGGCAGUGCGCACUGCAUUUUCUCUCUCACUGCCACUGAUGUCAUCUUUCCUCUGACCAGGGGAAUCUGGAAUUCUACCUGAUGCGGGAGCAACAAACAAACAGCUCAGGGCCAAACCAAAAGACAAAAUUUGCAGUUAUGUGGAAUACUCCAUGCUACUUUAUGGACACCUUGGUCUCAUCUGUAGCUGAUGAUCCUCUUUUUCCCCUACAAGAGUGGUACUUUGUUUUGUCUUAGGAGUACAUGUUGUAAAUAUAUAUAUAUAUAUAUAUAUAUAUAUAUAUAUAUAUAUAUAUGUACAGAUACAUGCAGGGUGAAUGGAGCCUUAAUGAGUUCAGGGGAACUACAGGAAUAUGCCUGCACAAAAGUAACUGCAAGCCAGGUAUGGCAUUGCACGACUGUAAUCCCAGCACUCAGGAGGCUGAGGUAGGAGGAUUGCUGUGAUUUUGAGGCCAGCCUGGGCUACAUAGUGAGUUCAAGGCCAGCCCGAACUACAUAGCGAGACCCUGUCUUCAAGAAAACCAAAAAAGAAAAAUCCAACAGCAAGGAAGUUUGGAGAAGAAAUAAAAGUGUCAGAGAGUCCACCUAAAAAAUAUGUGAAAAUACAGAAAUCAGUUAGCUAUUUGUUUUUAUGUUCCUUGAAUAGCUUCAUUUAAAUCUGUCCUUUGUGUUUCUUACGAGUACAAUUCACUGGAAAGCCAGCCCUCUGUGUUACACUAAUGACAAUUUGUCCUCCUUGCAAGAGGCAUUUCUGUUGAAUGACGAGCUUUUAAGUUUCACAAAUCUGUCGUGCCUGUACUGUUUACAUGCGGUUCCCAUGUAAUGAAGCGUUGGUGCUUUGGAAUGUGUUACAGUCAUAUUUUCGGUAUUCAUUGUACACCUCACGUUUUUCUCUGAAGAGAUUCUUUCAUACACUUUGUUUAUCCUGUUCAUCUAUAUUGUUGUGAUGGUGAAGUUAGAACCUUUUCUUUUCUUCUGGAUCAUUCUGUACCAUGGAGUAGGCAUGACCCUACCCUGUAGGAUGUUUAGGGAGAAGGAGAAACACUGGUGUCUCUGCCUCGGCAGAGCUAGUGGUCAGGAGAUGUCUACUGUAUUACAGCUCCAGCCCUGGACCACUAAAGCCAGAAUCCUGCCGCACAUGUGAGAUGAAGGACAUGAGCUGUCGGGAAAACCUGGAGCAUAAUUAUUUACUGUACAGAUAUACCCUUAAAACAGGGCAAGAAUUAAAAUGUGACUGGUUGAGUAAUCCCACGAACUAACAGAUACAAAGGUGCACAAUAUUGUCUUUCUUGGUGCUGUGAGGCGAGGCUGAGUGGGGAUGCAGGAUCCAGUGCUGUCUUAACCCCCAGCUGAAAGGCCCAGGGAAGGGUGGGUGUGAGGGCGGAGUUCUGGGCUCAGGGUCGCACAGAGUUAUAUUUAGCAGGAUGAAAGUUUCAUUUUCUUUUAUUAUAGACAAGAAAAUUAUUCUACAGUUCUGAGGUAGGGACAAGACAUCAGGUUUUUAGAGGGAGAAAACGUGUUAAGACUCAUCACGAAGAUGCGGCAUGUUUCCUGACAGGCUGCCUUCAGAGCACCAGCACCCCCUUUGGAAGCUUGGUUGCGUCCUGACAAGGUCACCUCAAGUUUUGGGGUUUUGGGUGGUAAAUGGCCUCAGCACUUUCGCUUAACUACUGAUAAACACUUUGUCUUCUGCCAUCCACCAGCACACAUGACCAUAGUGAGUGUCCAGAAUGAUACAGUGGUAGUUAUGCAGAGUAGUUUAAAGCAGAGGAAAAUAAUUGUUUUUUUUUUUUAAGUUUUUAAAAUUUUUGUUAUCUACCAGGAGGUUUGUCUUCAAAUAACAGUUUUUCUCGUAAAUAAGUGAAGUAGUGAUUAAAUUCUUUAGUUACUCUGUUCCCUCUCUGCAUUUGAGAGCUCUGAGCUGUUAAAAAUGAUAGGGAACAAUGUGAAGUGAGGUUUGCAUUGAGACAGAGAGAAAAGCAGAGUAACACGGUAAGGUGACGCGGCCUCCCAAGCAGCUCGGUGCAGUUGCUCACAUGCGUGGAUAGAGUGGAAGGACACUUGGCACAGAAGUCUGAUUUGGUUUGACCUUUAUGUCCUGGGCAGGACUUGUUGAAAAUAGGUUACUAAAAUAUAUGAGUUACCUCAGUGCUCCUCCUUGCAAAUUUGGGACUUGAAUUUUAUUCUCUGUCCUUCGUUGUGGCCUUGUGAAUCUUCCCUUCCCUUCUUCCUUCCUUCCUUUAACUUACUCUACUGUAAAUGGAGGUUUCAGCUAGACUAUAUUGAUAGGGGUUGGGUUUGGGGGUUUUCUUUUUUGAGCUGACUGUAUAUAUUUUUAAAUUAUAAAUAGAUAAUAUAUAUAUAUAUUUUUUGCACCAGUGUGAUCAGUUUGCCGUAUUUGGGGCUUGGGUCAGUUAGCAGGUUGGGGCCAGGAGGGGCCAAGUUAGAUGGGAACCGAGUGGUUUUACAGUUCCAGGAAGUCUGCACAAUAAUGAACCUGUUGAACAUACCAAAUAUGUGGUACAUUACUUCAAAUGACUUUGAAUUGGAAUGUGUUAGCAAUUAGUUUUGGACACAACCUUUUGAUCUUAGUUGAAGUUUUUGGAAGAAAAAAAUAAAUUAAUAAACUCAAGCUUGUUGAUUUCUGUUCCCUAAUAUUAUGGAAUCAGAAAGUCUCAUGUAGACAGAUGUUGCUGUUUUAAGAGCCAAGACUGUAGGCCUGCGAGAAGAUAACUUCUGUAGAAAUAUAUUUAUAUGUAUGUGCGCACUCACAGGUUUUAUCUCAGCAGAAUAAAAUGAGCAAAUCCAUGAGUUGAUCUUCUAUUUGUAUUUUUGAUUCCAAAGCUGUUUACUUGCUGUGCUCUGUUAAUUCAGAGCCUAACUUAAAUAGCUCAGCAGCAAAUAUAACAAAUGUAAAUGUGUUUACAUUUUAGAAAAUACGCAGUUAUACUACAAAUCAGUUCAUUAAUUCCAAGUGCACAUAUUAAACACAUCUUUUUCUGUUUGAUCAAGUACAAAAUCAUCUGAGAAGCUUUAUGAUUUAGAACAUCUACAGAAACAAAAAAUCUAAGUUUAUUCUCCCAUAUUGCAGUUAAAGAGGCAAAGAAAAACUGAUCUGUGAUCUGAAGAGGGUAUAUUGAAACAAAUAACGUUACCCUCCCUCUUCUCAGUCCUCUGAAAAUGUUUACCUUGGUUUCCCAGCCUUUCUUCCUGUUUGAUUUCAUUGACUAUGGAGGUGGAUUUUUGCUUUAAAUCUGGGGAACACGUGGAUGUCUCCUAAAUGUCCUGAUAAGGCGGUGGUGAACUUUUCCUCCCCAUCUUGCUACAUCUGGUAACUGUCUCUUGCAAGUAUGUACAGAAACUAAUAGAUCUCUGCCCUGUAUCUUUCUGAUGCAUUACUUCAAGAUUCUUUUGUCCCUAUUGAUACAUCUUAGUAACAUCUGGAAAAAUAUAGUUUAUUGGAAAACUAUAGUUUGUUAAGCUUUGAGAGUUCUGUGGCAGAAUUACUUUCUGUGUUUCACCACAAUCAUGGAUUUCUUUAUGGCAUGCUUUGACCACUAGACUUAAGGCAGUCUCUUAUACACAACUAGUAAAUUGUUUCAUUUCCAUGUAUGUGAUGUGUGUGAGGUUUUGAAGUUUUAAGUAGAGUGUGCCUGUAUGAAUAGGCAUUUAGUGGCCAGGCGUAGUGGCACACACCUGGGAGGCUGAGGCAGGAGGCUUGCUAUGAGUUCAAGGCCAACCUGCACUACAGACUAGAAUGAACUACAUAGCAAGACAUUGUCUCCAAAAAAAGGUGUUUGAUUUUAGUGACAUUGAACUAAGCAUAGGAGUUAAAAGUAUAGGUGUGCCCACUGGCAUAAGAAGUUAAGGUCAUGGGGUCCCAUGCCAGAACAAAGAAGAGCAGUCAGCUAAAGUGGUCUGUUUCAGAAACAGCUCAAAGCUCAUGCGUGGCUGUGCAAACCUGUCCUCAGAGUCCCCUCCCUCUGAGGGCCUCCUCCCACUUCGGCUUUCCUGGCUCUGCAUUGGUUUCUGUCCACCUCCUUGGGAGAGAAAAGCAGAAAGUGAGGUUCCUGUGCUUGCCCUCAGUUACUCCCUGGGUGGUUAGCAGCCUUGGCCACAGCAUUUGUAAGGUGUGUUUAUUUUGUUUCAUUUUUUUUUCUUUGUGUUUAUAGUGACUUUAUCCUGAUUUUUUGCUGUUAUUUUAUAUGGAGCAGCACUUUUAUCUGUGUUUUAGCAGAACUGUUCCUCUGGAUCCUUCAUGGUUUUUCUUUUUGUCCUUUUUAAAUUAUACAGAGGUUUUUUUGGUGUGAAAUUAAAGCCUUUAUUAACCUGCCA